This is a messenger RNA of Camarhynchus parvulus, 3746 nucleotides long. RefSeq names its product prickle planar cell polarity protein 2 (gene PRICKLE2). The record is from RefSeq and is a predicted model, not a curated record. The coding region runs from base 1043 to 3550 and encodes 835 amino acids. Gene Ontology annotation, molecular function: zinc ion binding. The transcript has 8 exons. NCBI's taxonomy places the organism in Eukaryota, Metazoa, Chordata, Aves, Passeriformes, Thraupidae.
AAAUAUGCAGUGACCGAAAUGCGACGCUAAUAACUUGUAUUCCCCAGAAUAUUUAGCCCUGCUGGUCACAAACAUGCUGCGUCUAAAAGCCAGUAGGGAAUCAAACUAGUGUAGAAGAUAAUUGAGAGGGCAUUGAAAGCCAGGAGAAAAACGAUGCGUUGCUCGGAGCCAGCGGAUCAUUGCGUUAAUAGCCCACGUACCUAAGAAGCGGUACGUGAAGUUUGACAGCAAGUUGAGGUUCGGUCAGCAUCAAAUAAGAAGGGAAGGGUAAUUAAUGUCUUCGCACCAUUCAAUUUAGGCUGCUGGUGCGCAGCCAACUCUUCGAAACACGCAAGCGAGCGAGGAGGAUUUUGUUUUUCCCCUCUCCCAUUGCCCAAGCAGCCUAGAGGAUGUAUCGAUCUGGGAGAGCGGGCUGAUCUCCAUGUAAAUAAAGGGGCGGGUGGCCGGGCCGUGGCGGUCCGGGUGGGAUGCGGUGACUUUGCCUUGCUGACAUCAUUGCUCAUUAACAUGCAGGAGAGGAGAGCAAUGCAACAGCAGAGCCCCGCGCCGCUCCCGCGCCGCCAAUUAUUCUCCAUGGGCUGCAUCGCUCCUCGUUAAUGCCUCGCGCUCGGCGAGCAAAUUGGACAUCCUCUCGCCACCUCCGAGGGUCACUCGGAGAAAGGCAGGCUGGAGGGGGGAGCUGCUGGAUCCGCUCGGAUUGGGAGCAGAGAGGGAGGGACCCUCCGGAGCCGGAUUUCAAAGCGAGGCAAUUGAGGCGAAAGCUGCAGACGCGGGGCAGGAAAGGCAGGGCUUUCCAGGGCAGCUUUCCUACGGGAACGUGCCUGCUCGGAAAGGCUUCCACAGAGCCCCAGAGCCGGAGCGAGGGAUGCUGUAUGGCACUGCGGGGCUCCGGCUGGUCCUGCGAGCAGCCCGCAGGCACCGGGCACAGCUAGGGCAGCUGGGCAGCUCAUAGAGCCUUCCCUCCUGCGCUGCCAUCGCCAGCGGGAACAGGAAGAUCUGCCUUCACUGUAAGUGCUCCCAGGAAGAGCACAUUGUAACAGUUAUGCCUCUGGAGAUGGAGAAGACAGUCACGAAGCUCAUGUUUGACUUCCAGAGGAGUUCAACUUCUGACGACGACUCAGGCUGUGCUUUGGAGGAGUAUGCCUGGGUGCCCCCCGGCCUGAAGCCUGAGCAGGUGCACCAGUACUACAGCUGCCUGCCCGAGGACAAGGUUCCCUAUGUCAACAGCCCGGGAGAAAAAUCUCGCAUAAAGCAACUUCUUCACCAGCUGCCACCACAUGACAAUGAGGUUCGCUAUUGCAAUUCAUUGGAUGAGGAGGAGAAGAGGGAGCUCAAACUCUUCAGCAACCAGAGGAAGAGGGAAAAUUUAGGGAGAGGCAAUGUUCGGCCAUUCCCUGUAACCAUGACAGGAGCCAUCUGUGAGCAGUGCGGUGGCCAGAUCAAUGGAGGGGACAUGGCCGUCUUCGCCUCACGAGCGGGACACGGCGUCUGCUGGCACCCUCCCUGCUUCAUCUGCAGUGUGUGCAAUGAGCUGCUGGUCGACCUGAUCUACUUCUACCAGGAUGGGAAGAUCUACUGUGGCAGGCACCAUGCCGAGUGCCUCAAGCCCCGCUGUGCUGCGUGCGAUGAGAUCAUUUUUGCUGACGAGUGCACCGAGGCCGAGGGGCGGCACUGGCACAUGAAGCAUUUCUGCUGCUUCGAGUGCGAGACGGUUCUGGGCGGGCAGCGCUACAUCAUGAAGGACGGGAGGCCCUACUGCUGCAGCUGCUUCGAGUCCCUGUACGCCGAGUACUGCGACACCUGCGCCCAGCACAUCGGUAUUGACCAGGGCCAGAUGACAUACGACGGCCAGCACUGGCACGCCACCGAGACCUGCUUCUGCUGCGCCCAGUGCAAGAAGUCACUGCUGGGACGGCCCUUCCUGCCCAAGCAGGGGCAGAUCUUCUGCUCCAGGGCCUGCAGCAUUGGUGAUGACCCCAAUGGCUCCGACUCCUCCGACUCGGCUUUCCAGAGUGCGCGGGCCAAGGAGUCGCGGCGCAGCGCCAAGAUUGGCAAGAACAAGGGGAAGGCCGAGGAGGGGGCACGCAGCCCCUGCAACCAACUGCAGGUCACCUCCAACCGCCUCUCCACCGACGUGGACCCGCUGUCCCUGCAGAUGGAUCUGCUGAGCCUGGCCAGCCAGACACCCAGCCUCAACAGGGACCACUUGUGGAGGAGCCGGGAUGAGCUCUAUCACUACGGGGGCAAAAUGGAGCAAAGCCAGUCUCAAACCCCCUUGCAGCUCCUCAGCCAGUGCAACAUAAGAACCUCCUAUAACCCCACCCAGGUCCCAGGCUCGCAGUCGGAUUUAUGGGCAAAACACUUCAGCAACCAAAAGAGGAGCUCCUCGUUGGCCAUGAAGAGCCACGGUGGCAGCUUCAUCCAGGACUGCAGAGAGGACUACUACUCAGGGAGGCUCCGCUCGCAGGAGAGCUACAGUGACAUGUCCAACCAGAGCUUCCCAGAGACCAGAGGAAGUGUCAAAGUCCCCAAGUAUGAAGAGGAAGAGGAGGGUGGGAUGCCAGCAUCACAGUGCCGCACCCGUCACCCCAUCAAUGCCCUCAAGUUCACAGAGGACCUGACGCCCACCGAGCAGACUCCCCGGGGCUCCAUGGAGUCCCUGGCACUCUCCAAUGCCACAGGCCUCUCAGCAGACGGUGGAGCCAAGCGCCAAGAGCACCUCUCCAGGUUCUCCAUGCCUGACCUGAGCAAAGACUCGGGCAUGAACGUCUCGGAGAAGAUGAGCAACAUGGGCACGCUGAACUCCUCCAUGCAGUUCCGCAGCGCCGAGUCCGUGCGCAGCCUGCUGUCGGCGCAGCAGUACCAGGACAUGGAGCCCACCCUGCACGACCUCGCCAGCCCCCUGGGCUACCAGGAGCGGCCGUCGCACGGGCGGAUGCACCAGAGCUUCGACUACGGCAGCGGGGUGCCCGGGGCCAAGCUGGGCCCGCAGGAGAUCCCCCGGCACACGCCCAUGAGCGAGCGCACGCGCCGCAGAACCGUGCUCCGCGACGACGAGCGGCACUACCGCCCACACCGGCCCCGGCGCUCGCGGCGCUCCCGCUCCGACAACGCCCUGCACCUGGCCAGCGAGCAGUGCUACCGCCUCAAGGAGAGACCCUCGCUGCGAGCCAGGGACGACUACGACCCCUUCGUGCAUCAGAGGAGCUGCAGGGAGACCAUGGAGCAGGGUCCUUACAGGGAUGUCUACGGCCACUGUCCCCGGACGGUGUCGGAUCUCGCCUUGCAGAACCACUUGGGCGAGAGAUGGGGGCCCUACUUUGCCGAGUACGACUGGUGCUCCACCUGCUCCUCCUCUUCGGAGUCCGACAACGAGGGCUAUUUCCUCGGGGAGCCCAUCCCGCAGCCUGCCCGCCUCCGGUACGUGACCAGCGAGGAGCUGCUGCACAAGUACGGCUCCUACAGCAUGCCCAAGUCCUCCACGGUGGGGGCCAGGGGACAGUUGCACAGCCGGAAAAGACAGAAGAGCAAGAACUGUAUCAUAUCCUAAUGGCACCCUUGCCAGGCACCUUGGGAGAAUGUAAAUUAACUCACGAUCUUGCACUGUUUUAGAUCAUGUAAGUGCUUUUAUUGUAACAAAAAAAAGGCCUGAAGAGUACGGAUUUGUUAAGGAGGUUGUAGACUGGCUUCUAUAAAUAGUCAUAAUCCUGGGCACAGUGAAUAUAUUUUGCACAUCUUACUUUGGA